AUGUCUACUCUCCACGCACUCGACCCACGCGACCUCCCUCUCUGGGGCCAAGGGCCUCCCGAGCCUCGAACACGAGCGUCGAACAACCCGACACUGCUCUUCUCAUGGUGGUGUACCAUCUUCUCCGCCGUCAUCAUCAUCACUCGACUAUGCGGGCGAAAGACUCGGAGCAAUGUGCUGUUCAGGGAAGAUUGGAUCAUGAUGCUUGCAUUGAUCCCUCUGAUGGUCAGAAUGGGCUUCAUUCAUGUCGUCCUGAUCUACGGCACGAACAAUAGCGAGCUGGAACACCGAAGUGUUGGUGCAAGGCUGGUUCUUGCCGCGAGGAUAUUCUACGCCAUGUUCAUCUGGCUGAGUAAGCUUACGAUAUCUGAGUUCUUGAAGAGGAUUACGAUCCGGAUCUGGAGGCGGUCGUAUGAGCUUACUCUGCGCGGAGUGAGAAUCUUCCUAGUAAUCACGUUCUUCAUUGUGGUCAUCUUGACGCUCUGCGAGUGCCAGCCGUUCGACCACUACUGGCAGGUUGUGCCUGAUCCGGGACCACAUUGUCGACAAGGUUUUGGCAACCUGAUUGCCAUGGGCACCUGCGAUGUCAUCACCGACAUCUUGCUGAUUGCUUUUCCAAUCCCGAUCAUCAUGAAGUCCGGUCAAACUUGGAAACGAAAGUUCCAGCUGGUGUCGCUCUUCAGUCUCUCGAUCAUUUUGAUCGUCGUGACACUGCUACGAGUACCCAAAGUCAUUGAACGAGGCGGCAGACAGCAGUAUCGGACUGUUUGGGCAUCUUGUGAGAUUCUGGCAUCCGCGGCUGUCUCGAACACUGUCAUCAUCGGAUCGUUUCUCCGCGACAAGGGCACAAAGAAGAACAAGUACCGAUCAUCAAGUGUUACCGACAGCAUUGACCGUACGUCCGCACGGCGGCCAACUCUGGCAACAAUUCACUCCACCGACAGCGAUGAAGAUCUUUUCCGCUUCCUCGGGAUGCGUGUCCCGGAGCAUCUCAGAGACACAUCUGAACGAGGUCCUCGUCCUGCGCCGGCUGCGGAACCUGCGUCACCCCAUAGACCAAGCGGGCAGGUCGGAAGGCUUCCCAACAAGAGCUCACAAGACCGUGGCGACACCAACAGCAGUGAUUCGGAUGACUCCCUGCGGAAGUCCGUCGCGGCGGAACCGAAGUCUCGAUCUCCACCACCCCAGAGCACCACCCGCUUAUCCUUCUUCGAUGUCGGCGGUCUUCUCGAAAAUGGACAAAAGCGAUCUUCCUCCGGCUCACGAGCCCGCUCCCCUGCAUCACAAGACCAUUCCGCCAAUGGCGUCCUAACCCACGACUUUGCGCCCUCCACUCCCACCUUCAGCCGCCGCGGCUCACAAGCCCACGACUUCGCCUACCCGACCCCAGAGUCCCGGCGCAACUCCCGCGCCGCCGCCCUAGCGCAUCUCCAAGACAUCGGCGGGCUCUUGACACCGAGCACCAGCCACGCAAGCAGCGGUAUGGACCGCUACCACGGUCGGAGACAAUCUGACUCCCAUAUCCACCCACCGCCGCGACAUACUCGACCCGCGCCGACGGGGAUUUUGGGGCCAAUGCUUGAGCGGCAUGAGACGCAGCAUAGUCUGCAGGAUGUUGGGGGGUUGCUUGGAAGUGUUGCUGAAGGCGGGAGGGGUGGGAGACUGGCGAGGAUACAGUCGGAUUCGGCUGCUGAGGGUGUGCAGACCAGGGCUACGAGUUCGACCAUGCGGCCUUCAGCAACUGCAGAGGACGACAUCGAGCUUACGGACUUGGGUGGUUUGAUGGCUGCAGAUCACGAGCCGGAUGCGAGUGCAGCUUCUCUUCAACGCGCCACAGGAAGUACCGCGCAGAAUCGACCAUUGCCUCGAGCUGUGCCUUCGCCUCUGCAACAGGACGCUGGUUGGGAGAGUUUGGAUAUUGAAGAUCCGGGCGGUCUCUUGAGCAAGCCUUGA
Saxophila tyrrhenica is the source of this 1953-nucleotide messenger RNA. RefSeq lists its product as uncharacterized. Bases 1 to 1953 code for a protein of 650 amino acids. The record is from RefSeq and is a predicted model, not a curated record. The transcript is spliced from 2 exons. Lineage: Eukaryota; Fungi; Ascomycota; Dothideomycetes; Mycosphaerellales; Extremaceae.